Pseudophryne corroboree (corroboree frog) is the source of this 4896-nucleotide messenger RNA. It is a transcript of the gene SH2D3C, whose product is annotated as SH2 domain containing 3C. Gene Ontology annotation, molecular function: guanyl-nucleotide exchange factor activity; phosphotyrosine residue binding. Lineage: Eukaryota; Metazoa; Chordata; Amphibia; Anura; Myobatrachidae. Gene Ontology annotation, biological process: positive regulation of peptidyl-serine phosphorylation; small GTPase-mediated signal transduction. The transcript has 11 exons. Bases 92 to 2509 code for a protein of 805 amino acids. The record is from RefSeq and is a predicted model, not a curated record.
UAGUAAUGUCAGCUUGGACAAUGUUUUUGAGAAGACCCAAGAUGACCUCGCAGCCGUACCCAAGAGCCCUUCCUAUGCCAGAUCAAGCGACAUGUACAGUCACAUGGGAACCAUGCCUAGACUCAGCAAAAAAGCCUCAAAGCUCAAGAAAGAAAAAGGCAAAGUCCCGCCAGCCGCCAUGACCUCGCGCUCAACUAGUGACCUAUUAGACGACGAUUCCAGUGACAUUAUAGUGGUCCCUUCCUUAAUGGCACAAAAGAAAAUAUUAUCUAAAGCAGAAUCAGCUGUGAUAAGUGUAGAAGCUUGUGAGACAGAGCACCAGGUAGAUAACCCAGUAAAUGACCCUACGGAAAUAACAAAGACCUGUGAGAAGAUGCCAGUCAUUCCUGAACAACAAAAUAAAAAAGAAGUAGCAUUGCAGAGCGACCUGGACCAAAGCAAACAGGGUUGUGAAGAGAGUUCCUGCACCAGUCUGGAUGGAGGGAGUGAGUACGUCAAGUUUUCGAAGGACAAGUAUAUUUUGGAUACUCCGCCAGAGAAACUGCACAAGGAGUUAGAGGAGGAGCUAAAACUUAAUAGCUCAGAUUUGCGCAGCCACGCCUGGUACCACGGACGCAUACCACGAGAGGUGUCGGAGACCAUGAUCCAGAGAAAUGGCGACUUCCUCAUUAGAGACUCAUUGACUAGCCUGGGGGACUACGUGCUGACUUGCCGAUGGAAGAAUGAACCUCUGCACUUCAAGAUCAACAAGGUGAUGGUGAAGACCAGUGACAGCUACACCCGAAUACAAUACCUCUUUGAGCAGGAGAGCUUCGAUAACAUCCCUGCCUUGGUCCGGUUUUACGUUGGCAGCCGGAGAGCAGUGUCAGAUCAGAGUGGUGCACUCAUCUAUUGCCCAAUCAACCGUACAUUCCCACUCCGAUACCUGGAGGCCAGCUAUGGACUCUCGCCAGGCAGGCAAGGCUCUCGCAGCCCACAGAAGGGACAUAUGAAGAGAAGAAGCAUCACCAUGACUGAUGGACUCACCGCGGACAAGAUUAUCAAGGGCAAUGGGUGCCCAAACAGCACCUCCCCACAUCAUAGAGAUAUAAUUAGGACCUGUGCUGUCAGUGUGGAUCAAAUCCAGGAUCUUCACUCCCCAAUGUCCCCCAUCUCUGAGACCCCUGGGUCCCCAGCCUACAGUACAGUUGUCAGGGUGAAGCCCCAGGGAAUUCCAGCAGGGAAUGUAACCCCCAGCUCCCCAGUACUGAGGCGUUCCAGUGAGCCUUACGUCUGUCAGCCAAACAACAAAGUCUCGUUAAACAUGGGCGAAAGCUCCCAUUCAACACCAAGCCACGGAUACCCACAGAUUUCUCCUUCCCCCUCUAUAAACAGUUACAGUGACCCAGAUAAUGGGCAUUACUGCCAGCUGCGCCCAGCAUCCCCGACACGCGACACUCCAAACAAGCCCCUUCCCCCCAAGAGCUAUGUUGAAAGGUUAAAAGUUGACGAAGGUGCCAGGGCAGGUGGCAUUCGCUUGGUGGACGAUACAGACAAAGACAGACUGUGCUUUACUAUCCCAAGCUUAGAAGCCAAAUCCUCAUUCAACCCAUCAGCAUUCAAGUCCGUGCUGAUUCCUGCAGAUAACAAGCCCCUGGAGAUGUGUAUCCUGAAGAAGGUCAAGGAGCUGUUUUCUGAAGUUGAUGCCAAAACCAUUGCCAAACAUAUCACCAAAACAGACUGUGAGGUUGCCAGGAUACUCUGUGUUACCAAGGAGAUGCAGAGGAUCAUGGGAGUCAGCUCCGGCAUGGAGCUUCUGACGCUGCCGCAUGGGCGCCAGCUUCGACUUGACCUUCUGGAAAGGUUUCACACCAUGUCCAUCAUGAUUGCUGUCGACAUCCUGGGCUGCACAGGCAGCACAGAGGAAAGGGCCGCCCUGCUCCACAAGACCAUCCAGCUGGCAGCCGAGCUGAAGGGCACUCUGGGAAACAUGUUCAGCUUCGCCGCUGUGAUGAACGCCUUGGAGUUGUCCCAGAUCUCAAGACUAGAGCAGACGUGGAUUGCCCUGAGACAGAGACACACGGAGGGAGCCAUCUUGUAUGAGAAGAAACUGAAGCCAUUCCUGAAGAGCAUGAAUGAAGGCAAAGAGAGCCUACCACUGAGCAACACUACAUUCCCCCACAUCAUACCCCUCAUCACUCUUUUGGAGCAAGACACCCCCCUGCUGGAAGGAUCAGAACCCUGGGACAGCAUUGACAGCGGAGUAGAAGUAGUCAUGGCUCAUCUGGAGGCAGCCAGAAUGGUGGCCCACCACGGAGGACUCUACCGCACCAAUGCGGAGAUGAGGCUACAAGGUUUCCACCCCAGAACGGAUCUCACGGAGCUGUCCAGCACAGAGUUCCAGAUGCGGAUGCUGUGGGGCAGCCGGGGAGCAGCCGGCAGCCAGGCUGAGCGAUACGACAAGUUUGAUAAAGUCCUCACUGCCCUGUCGCACAAACUGGAGCCUUCCGUGCGCUUCAGUGAAUUAUAACCACCUAGUAAAGACUGAACUUCUUCUGGGGAAAAGGGAAGGACAAGAACAGGUCACAAUGCAUGUCCAAUGCUUAUGGAUCUCAUAGACUUGUCCUGGGGGAAAAAGAAAAUAAAGCACUUUUCCAUGACUCAUUUUUCUAUUAUAGGAGGUGCCAACUAGGGAGGCCAAUCCCAGGAUCGGCGGAUCCCAGGAUUUAGGCCCCAAACACGUCCAGGAUUCAAUCCCGGGGAUUGAGGGAUCAGCGUAGAGUGUUCUCAGAACGCUUAGGCGCUGCCCGGCUCUCCAGCACAGUGUGACCUGCAGUGAGAGGUCAUGCUGCGCCGUCACACGCCAAUGGGAGAGAGCUUCUGAUGUGUCCCACCCGCCCGCUCCUGGUGUAUGGCGAGUUCUGUGUGCGGGGCGGGCGUGGCGGCCACACAGGGAAACGCCAAUCCCAUGUAUCCCGGUAUUGACCAUUUUUCAAUCCCGAUACCCGGGAUUGAAAAAAUGGCCCGGGAUUGGCCUCCCUAGUGCCAACACAUUGCGCUGCAUUGAUAAGUCCUCCUGCAGUGUGGAAGGAGUUAAAGUUCUUGAUGUUCAUCAGUUACAGAGAACAGUCUGAGCAUGGGGCAGCGUCUUACUGCUGUGGGGGCCGUCGGUCUAUGCUAGGUUUUUUGUUUUUUUCCCUACAAAUAAAAGCCGCCCCAUUUUUUUUAAAUAUAUAUAUUAAAUUAGUUUUAUAAAUAAAUGUACCUCUAAAUCCAGGACCCUCAGUCAUAUCCAUAAUGUGAAAAGAUAUUUGUUAUUGAAUACAAGCAGUGGCAGAAUCUGAGCUAUACAGCAGCCAUAUUUAUGCUAACCUGAGCCCUCCCCACACAGCAAAGACAACAGAUGUUGUAAGAAUGGAUUGUACUCCACCUACUGGUUGCAUAAGAAAUAAUAGGUAUUCAGAAAUGCCAUGAUAUCAAAGCCUAUUGCAGUGAUUCCCUAACGCUGUCCUCCAGGCACCCUAACAGUCCAGGUUUUAAGGAUAUCCAUGCUAGAGCACAGAUGGUUAAAUCAAAUUGACUGAAGUACGAAUGAAGUCACCUGUGAUCAAGCCUUGGGGGCCAAGGGGGUUAUUCAGAGUUGAUCGUAGAUGAGCUAAAUUUAGCAAAUCUACGAUCAUUUACUCUGAAAUGCGGGCUAGUCCGCCCCGCAUGUCAGGCCCUGCCCCCCCCCUUCCCCGCGCACAGGUACAAAAGCAUGGCACGGCAGCGAUGCUUUUGUACCUAACAAGUAGCUCCCUGCCAGCAAAGCUCUUGCACGCUGGCAGGGGGCUAACCGUCACAUCCCGAGUUGCAGCGGCUGCGUCUGAUGGCACGCAUUCACCGCGGCCCGCCCCCAGCGUUCUGGACAUGCCUCUGUUGUCCGGACCGCGCCCCGCCAACGGUGUUCUAAUGCUGUUGGCACGCCCCACGACCGCCUCUGCCUGUCAGUCUCACUGGCUGCACAUGCGCAGUGCGCCUGCUGUGCGUGCGCACUGCGCAUAGUAAUUCAGGCUGCGAUCUGGCCUAUUGCAAACUACUACAGCAAACUGACUUCCACGCUAAAGCACCUUCAUACAAUUUCCCAACAAGCUUUCCCAUUUGCUGCAAUAAAAUAGAUGUUUGAUAAAUAUUUGCAAAUUGAUUAACGAGAGCCUGGUAAUUUAUAUAAGUGGUAGCCAGAAUGCCGAACAUUGUUUAGUGUUUGUUUUAUAUAUAUAAGAAAGGCAAAAAGUAAGGAAGAUCACAAGUUGUAUCGAAUGGACAUCAAAGACUAGAAUCUGUCAUCUGUAAAUGGCACGCUGCCUCCGCAAUCCGCAUACAGUACAAAUCAGAAAGAAAGGCAGCCAAUGUAUUUUUAUACAAAUAUUAGCACCUAACACCCUGUUCUGUACAUCACUCUGUCUCACGGAGCAGCUACAUGUCAUUGGGUGUAGCGCGCAGUUUAAGGGGUGAACAGACGGUGAGGAAAUGACAAUGAAUGAAGAUAUGUUUGCACAAAUGUAUAUAUAUACAGAUAGCUGUUCUCCGAGUCUCAUGUCUCAUGUCACUUGUCCUGAAAAAACUGUGAAGGGUUUUUUUGUUUUUUUUUAAACCUUUUUUUGUCAGAAGAGAAAUGUAUUCGGUAGGCUACAGAGAUGAAUAUCAGUGGUCGGACUGUAAAUGUAUAUAUAGGACACACGUGGAUCCCACUUGCAGAAUGAGGAAUGUCUGUUGCUCUGGCUAUAGAGUAAUGAUUUUGCUGUGUACAUAAUUCAGCUACAGUAUGUAAAUAGUUGCUCACUGUCUGUGCUGCACAAUGUCUCACCUCAUCUCAUUGUACAAAGCCAUGUGCUAUUACUGAUUUAUGUGUAAAUAAAUGUAUUGAUGUAAAAGGUU